CGCCGCCGCUGCUCAGCGAUGAGAGUGAAAACAGCAGCAAAAUCUGAAGGGAAGAAAAGAAGAAUGAAAUUUGGUAUGUGCGAUUGUGUUUAAAAACAAGAAAAAUCUCCAAUUUUGCCACUAAAAACUAAAGAAAAUUGUGUUAAACUGAACAGCGGUAGCGUAUUUUGCCGGUCAUCAUUGAAUUACGUAGAUCUGCGGUUUGGUCACGGGUUAAUUUCGCUGGUUCCGUUUACGACGCGUUUCUUCGGUGGCUGCAACCAAGAAGACGAUAUCCGCCGUGUCGAUUCGUGUUUUUGUGUAUUAUGCUGUGAGGGAAAUACCGGCGCGGUCGGUUAGAUUGAAGGUUUUCCGGCGGCCCGGUUCUAGUGUGUGCGACGUUCGGUAAUUGGGCAUAGUGUCCGAGGUGAAGGAUUCGGCCGGGAAUUGGGUUUCGUGUUUCGAACAAUUGAAGUGAUGGAUGUCCAACAGUUAGAGUUGCUUUGCAAGCAAUUCUACGAAUCACAGGAUGCACAGGCGCGAGCUGAAGCCGAAAAGGCAUUGUACCUGUUUCAAGAAGAUCCGGAUGCACUCCCGAAGUGUCAGCAGUUGUUGGACCGAAGCAAUUCUGCCUAUUCGCAACUGCUAGCUGCAACCACUCUGACCAAGUUGGUUUCGAAGAACAUUCAAGCGCUAAGCCUGCAACAACGCGUCGACAUACGAAACUACAUCUUGAAUUAUUUAGCUACUCAUCCAAAUCUGCAGUCGUUUGUUAUCCAGGCUCUUAUUGCGCUGCUGGUGAAGAUCACGAAGCUGUGCUGGGUGGAUCUCUAUGAGAAUGAAUUCGUUUUUAGGAACAUUGUGCCAGAUGUGAAGGAAUUCCUGGGGGGAUCUGUGGAGCACUGUAUGAUAGGAGUGCAAAUAUUGUCCCAGCUGACGGUGGAAAUGAAUCAGUUGGCUGAGACUGCUUGCAAUCUCACCUUCAGCAAACAUCGAAAGAUUGCGUGCCUCUACAGGGACUCCCAGCUGUACGACAUAUUCAUCCUUUCCUGUACAUUGCUCAGUCAAGCCAAGGAUAAUUGCUGUCAGAAGCCCAAUUAUCUUGACGAAGCACAGCAUGGCUUGUUCACGCAUUUGCUCAGUCUGUCCAGAAACUGCCUCAGUUUCGAUUUUGUAGGAACUUCUGCUGACGAAUCAGCCGACGACAUGUCCACGGUUCACAUCCCCACCAAUUGGCGUCCGGCCUUUCUGGAGUCCGAUUCUGUAAAACUAUUUUUCGACCUUUACCAUGUUCUCCCAGCUCGGUUAUCCUGCUUAGCUCUUUCCUGCCUGGUUCAAAUAACCUCCAUCCGAAGGUCCAUAUUCAACAACAUGGAACGCAUCAAAUUCCUUGCCAAGCUGGUCAAAGGUGCCACAGACAUUUUGAAGAGCUCGCACGGUCUCAGCGAUCCGGAAAAUUAUCACGAGUUCUGUCGAUUGUUGGCUCGUUUGAAAUCCAAUUUUCAGCUUGGCGAGCUUGUCACUGUCGAGAACUACGCGGAAGCAAUCCAGCUUAUUGCCAAGUUCACCGUUCAGUCACUGCAAAUGUGGCAAUUUGCACCCAACAGCAUUCACUACCUUCUAUCGCUUUGGCAGCGUCUUAUUGCUUCCUUACCGUACGUGAAAUCUUCCGAACCUCAUUACCUGGACACUUACACCCCGGAGGUCACCAAAGCCUAUGUCACUUCGAAGCUGGAAUCGAUUCCGGUGAUCCUACACGAAGGCCUAGAAGAUCCGCUGGACGACACCGGCAUGGUUCAGCAACAGUUGGAACAAUUUUCCACAAUCGGUCGGUGUGAGUACGAAAAGACCUGCGCCCUCCUUAUUCAACUAUUCGACCAAACGGCCGGUCGCUAUCAGGAGAUCCUUUCCACCCCAGCUACCGCCAAUCACCUGGAUGUACAAAUUUGCGAGGGACAACUGACUUGGCUGGUGUACAUCAUCGGGGCCGCCAUCAGUGGCCGCAUAUCCUACACGCACGACGAUCACGACCUGUUGGAUGGUGACAUGAUCAUCCGGGUACUGCAGCUGAUGACGAUCACAGAUUCGCGUUUGCCACAGUGCGGCUGCGAGAAGCUGGAAUUCGCCAUCAUGUGCUUUCUGGAGCAGGUUCGCAAGGUGUACAUCAACGAGCACCUGCAGAAGCUUAAAAUGUUCAAGCGGCUGAGCGAAGUGUUGGGCGUGAACGAUGAAACCACACUGCUGACGGUCAUUAGUAGGAAGAUAAUUACCAAUUUGAAAUACUUUGGCCAUUCGGAGCAAAUUAUUCGGAAAACUUUAACACUGCUGAACGAUUUGACGCUGACAUUCAGCUCAAUUCGACGGUUGAUUAAACUGGACGAGAUUCAAUUUAUGCUAAACAAUCAUACGCGCGAGCACUUUUCCUUCCUCGGGACCGGCGCCGUCAGUGCGUCACGGUGUCGAAGCAUGUUCUACACCUGCCUCGGACGGUUGCUGAUGGUGGACCUCUCGGAGGACGUCGACCGGUUCAACACGUUCAUGAUGCCGCUGACGAAUACGAUCGAAAACAUGGUCAUGAUGAGCUUUCCCAGCGAGGAAGCGCGGAAGGAGCUGAUCGGGCUGUCACGCGAUCUCCGCGGUCUAAUGCAUGCGUUUAACUCCAAAAAUCCUUACAUGAUGCUGUUUGAUUGGAUAUAUCCGGACUAUUCGCCGAUUCUGAUCCGAGCAGUAGAACUGUGGGCUCAUGAUCCGGCGGUGACGACGCCAGUGUUGAAACUGUUUGCCGAGCUGGUGUACAAUCGGUCGCAACGGUUGCAGUUUGACGUUUCCAGUCCAAAUGGAAUUUUGCUAUUUAGGGAAACUUCCAAACUAAUUUGUUGCUACGGUGAACGAAUCCUGUCACUGGAUGUACCGAAGGAACAAAUUUAUCCGAUGAAGCUGAAGGGCUACGCCGUGUGCUUCCAAAUGCUAAAGGCAAUCCUCAGCGGAAACUACGUCAACUUUGGAGUGUUUAAACUGUAUGGGGACGAUGCACUGGACAAUGUGCUGAACAUGACCGCCAAGCUGAUACUGUCCAUCUCCCACGACGACAUACUGAUCUAUCCAAAACUAUCGCAAGCAUAUUACAUACUGAUUGAGUGUUUAGCUCAAGAUCACAUCACAUACCUGUCCACUUUGGAACCGCCAGUGUUUUUGUACAUUUUGGAGAGUAUAUCGAAGGGUCUCAAUGCUUUAGAUGUUCUGGUGGGUUCCGGUUGCUGUUCGACGUUAGAUUAUAUAGUGACGUACAUUUUUAAACAGUUGCAGCUAAAAGAAAAACACAUGCUACUGGUAACGACAUUCCCGAAUAAGAAGCUACGGCAGAGCGUCCUGCCGGAGAAUAACGUGUUUCUCAAGGUGAUGGAACUGCACCCGGAAAUCCUCCAGAACCUGUUAUCCACUCUGCUGAAUAUCGUGAUGUAUGACGACUGCAAGAACCAAUGGUCCAUGUCGAGGCCAUUGCUGGUGCUAAUACUGCUGUACGAGGAGUACUUCCGCCAACUUCGAGAAAACAUCGUCCAUUCGCAACAUAUCGAGAAGCAACAAUCGAUGGCAUGCCUCUUCGAUACUCUGAUGGACGGAAUCGAGCGAAAUUUACACGUCCGGAAUCGAGAUCGAUUUACGCAAAACCUGUCGGCGUUCCGUCGGGACCUGAACGAUUCCCUCAAGUCGGCCAACAGCCUGGCGAACAGCUCGUCUCUAAACGAAAUGCUUGACUAAAUUAAAAAAAAGAAAACAUUAUUCGAGGCGAAAGCAGUUACGGUUACGACUACUCUAAAAUACUACUUCUAUCACACAAUUCAUUCGUACUUGUUGACGUUUUUUUAUGUUGAUCCACUAAGAAUAUUUAUGUUUUCUUGAUUCCCUUUCCACAAUCCUCCCAAAAGACACAACUCAAUAUUUAAAUUAAAGUUGCAAACAUUGUGUCAUUAUUCUCUUUUUUUCGUUUCUAGCUACUAGGUAAAUUCUUUUCCUAAACAAUUAAAAAGCCCGAUUAGAUUAUUACGAAAAAGAGAAAUUGUUGUACCCGAGGAAUGAUGAUAUGUGGAAUGAUUGCCGUGGACAAUGGAGCGUUUUGCUCCAGGAAUUUUACUAUUUAUAUCCAAAUAAACAGCGCGCAUUUGAGAGUCGUGUUAAUAGAGCGAGAAAUAAGCAGAAUUAAUGGUAGAUAAUUAAGAUAAGGCUUAAGAGUCAGCAUUAUGGAUUUCUUUUCUUUUGAAGAGAGAAUCGUUGUUACAAAAAUAAAGAGAAAAGUUUAUACAAAUGAAGUUUAAUGUAGAAGAAACUGAAAAAAAGUCCGUGAAAAUAGAUCUUAAGUAACACGCAAACAAAGCAACAACAGAUUUAAUGUAAAAUUCGCUGCUGUGAAGAGGACAUGUAAUUCAAUUUGGCUGAAUUGAGGUCAGGUUCGCAAACCGUCGAGAAGUUGAAGAAGAACUGUAUAAUGCGAAACAAUUUUGUGAAACGAACCAAUAAUGUUGUAGAGGUGUUUGUAUUUCCGAAUGGAUUUUUGUGUGGGCGUUAGAUACAAAUCUAGUAAACAAUGUGAGCGAAUAAGACGAAUUGGGAGAACGUAGUUUUUAGGGAAUUGCUGUUGCUAAAUUGCGCGUUCAGUGAAAACAAAGCAGGAAUCCAUACAAAAAAAAAAGAAAAUUAAAAAAAAAACAGAAAUGAAAAUAAAACAAAGCCGAUAUUAGAUUUUUUACGAA
Molecule: messenger RNA, 4727 nt
Organism: Armigeres subalbatus
Lineage: Eukaryota; Metazoa; Arthropoda; Insecta; Diptera; Culicidae
Gene: Ranbp16
Product: exportin-7
Exons: 12
Coding region: 457-3738 (1093 amino acids)
Biological process (GO): protein export from nucleus
Cellular component (GO): cytoplasm; nuclear pore
Molecular function (GO): small GTPase binding; nuclear export signal receptor activity
Source: RefSeq, a predicted model, not a curated record